GUCUACGGUGCGAUUAACAGUAUUUGAGAAUUGACAGUGAUUGACAGAAAACGUCAGUCAUGGCAUAUCCGGCGGCAAUGUAUGGUAAAGCCUAUCCUCAAACACAAGUUAAUCCAGAAGUGCAACAAUGGUUUGCUGCUGUUGAUAGAGAUGGCAGUGGAAGAAUUAGCGCAUCAGAGUUAAAAUGUGCACUGGCAAAUGGGCAAGGUGGCACAUUUUCAGAUACUGCUUGUAAAUUAAUGAUAGGUAUGUUUGACAAAGAAAAAAGUGGCACAAUAGACUUGAAUGAAUUUCAAGCACUCUACAAUUAUAUUAAUGCAUGGCUGGGUGUUUUUCGUGGUUUUGAUCAUGACAAUUCAGGAAGUAUACAAGAAAACGAAUUGAGUGCAGCUUUAACGCAAAUGGGAUAUAGACUCAGCCCAGAAUUUAUUUCAUUUCUCAUAAAAAAGAGUGAUCCAGCUGGUCAUUCUUCUAUCACUGUGGAUCAGUUUAUUGUAUUGUGUGUUCAGAUUCAAAGGUUUACAGAUGCCUUUCGAAUAAGAGACACAGACCAGGUUGGAACAGUUAGUAUUGGAUUUGAAGAAUUCCUGGGUGUAGCACUUGAAUGUAGUGUAUAAUAAUUGCUUUUUUUUAACUAUAAUUAAUUUUUAAUAGAUUUAACCU
Messenger RNA from Dufourea novaeangliae, 663 nucleotides. RefSeq names its product peflin (gene Pef). The coding region runs from base 60 to 617 and encodes 185 amino acids. The transcript has 4 exons. NCBI's taxonomy places the organism in Eukaryota, Metazoa, Arthropoda, Insecta, Hymenoptera, Halictidae. Gene Ontology annotation, molecular function: calcium ion binding. The record is from RefSeq and is a predicted model, not a curated record. Gene Ontology annotation, biological process: COPII vesicle coat assembly.